AAAAUUAUAUACCAAGGUCAUAUUGUUGUUAUAUCAGCUGUGUUGUAUGAUAGUAAAGUAAUUUGAUAAUAUCCAAUUAUCCAUAUUGGGUUGAGUGAAGUCAAAAAGUCUGGCUUGUUUCAACUGCAUAAAUUUUUUUUUUGUUAUUUUUAGUUUUCAUUUAAUUUAAGUGUAAAAAUAUAUUUUUUUUUUGUUUUUAAAUUUUAAUCGCUUGUGUGUUAAUCGUUUUAAGGAUAAUGGCUGCCCGAUUUGCUAAAUUAGAUUUGAAGAAUACAUCAUUUUUACUUUGUGAUAUACAAACGAAAUUUCGGCCAUCAAUGAAAUUUUUUGAUCCGUUUGUUGUGAAUUCUAACAAAUUGGUUAAAGCCGGAAAAAUCCUCAAUGUUCCAUUAUUAGCAACUGAACAUUAUCCUAAAGCACUUGGACAUAUUGUUGAUGAAAUAGAUGUUAGCCAUGCAAAAUGUGUUCUUCCUAAAACCAAGUUUAGUAUGUAUAUUCCUGAAUUAGAGAAAAAUUUAAAAGAAAUUGGAAAUGUUAAAAACAUUGUUCUGUUUGGACUUGAAGCUCACAUUUGUGUUGAACAAACAACGUUGGAUUUAUUAGAGAAUGGAUAUAAUGUUCAUCUUGUUGCUGAUUGUGUUAUGUCUAGAAUUUUACAAGAUCGUGAUCUAGCAAUAGAGAGAAUGCGACAAUAUGGCUGUUUUAUAACAACAAGUGAAAGUGUAAUUUUUAGUUUAAUGGUCGACAAAAAUCAUGAAAAAUUUAAAGAAUGUUCUGCUCUUGUAAGAGAACCUUCUGUUGAUGUUGGACUAGCAAAAAAAUGAAUGAAGAAUGACAAAAUAAAGCUGUAAAUAAAAUUUAUUUGUAUAGAAUUUAAAGUACUAUUUUUAAUAUAUAUUUUAUCUUUGAAUCAUUUCAUGGAUAAUGUUGAAAUACUUUUUUGGCAUAAUUUAUUUUACUAUGCUUUGAUGAAAUUAUUACUUUAUUGUUGUAAUUGGUUUAAGAUAGAAACUGUAUUCUAUAAAUAGUUCUAUAAAUUUUAUUUGAAAUUUUAAAAAUAAACGCAUUUAAUUGAUAA
Condylostylus longicornis is the source of this 1078-nucleotide messenger RNA. RefSeq names its product isochorismatase domain-containing protein 1-like. Gene Ontology annotation, cellular component: cytoplasm. Lineage: Eukaryota; Metazoa; Arthropoda; Insecta; Diptera; Dolichopodidae. Bases 237 to 824 code for a protein of 195 amino acids. The transcript is spliced from 4 exons. The record is from RefSeq and is a predicted model, not a curated record.